This is a messenger RNA of Alligator mississippiensis (American alligator), 1436 nucleotides long. It is a transcript of the gene STEAP1, whose product is annotated as STEAP family member 1. NCBI's taxonomy places the organism in Eukaryota, Metazoa, Chordata, Crocodylia, Alligatoridae. The transcript has 6 exons. The record is from RefSeq and is a predicted model, not a curated record. The coding region runs from base 180 to 1232 and encodes 350 amino acids. Gene Ontology annotation, cellular component: endosome; plasma membrane.
AUGCUGAGGCGGGGCUGGAGGGGGAGGACAGCUGCGGGCUCCAGACCGCGCGUCUCCCCGCUCCCGCCGGGCUUUGCUGCGCGAGGGGCUGCCCGGGCUCGACGCCGCUCCAGCGAGGUCGAGAGAAGCUGACCAGCUCCUGAAGUCUUUGCUGCCAUUGACUUCAGAGGAAGUUCUCCAUGAGUGAGGGUUCCUCUACAAUGGAAGGUAUGACAGGAGAUAACCAUACUGUGGAUUACGAUGAAGUUCAGAAAAGGGAGACUGGGAAGAAUACAGGAAACCGAUGCAAUUUGAAUAUGGAUUUACAAGUUACCACCAGGACACCAGAAGUGGCUGCACUUUUCCAUUUAGAGAAUAAACAUCAUUUUGAUGAGUUUGAGUGCUCUUCAGAUCAAUACCGCAAGCAGGAUCUCUUUCCUAAGUGGCAUUUGCCAGUGAAAAUAGCUUUUGCAUUGGCAUUGUUAACAUUUAUCUAUACUUUUCUGAGAGAUGUCAUCUACCCUUUUGUAACUAUUAAUGAAAAUGCUUUCUAUAAAAUUCCAAUUCUAGUGACAAACAAAGUUUUACCAGUGGUUUCAAUCACUCUUUUGGCACUGGUUUAUUUACCAGGAGCAUUAGCUGCUGGGUUCCAGCUCUAUUAUGGCACAAAAUAUAAACAAUUUCCACAGUGGUUAGAUAAGUGGAUGUUAUCAAGGAAACAGUUUGGACUUCUCAGUUUCUUCUUUGCCACAAUGCAUGCAUGCUAUAGCUUGUGUUAUCCAAUGAGAAGAUCUUACAGAUACAAGCUGCUGAAUUGGUCAUACCAACAGGUCAAGCAAGGCAAGGAAAAUGCCUGGAUUGAGCAUGAUGUUUGGAGGAUGGAGAUUUAUAUCUCUCUAGGAAUUCUGGGACUUGCUAUGCUGGCCAUACUAGCAGUAACAUCAGUUCCAUCCAUCAGUCACUCUUUGACCUGGAGAGAGUUCAAUUUUAUUCAGACCAACAUGGGAUAUUUAGCCCUAAUGCUAUGCACAAUUCAUGCUCUGGUAUUUGCCUGGAAUAAAUGGAUCGACAUAAAUCAAUUUGUCUGGUAUACACCCCCUACAUUUAUGCUAGCAGUUUUUCUUCCUAUUGUGGUCUUGCUUUGUAAAAGUGCACUGCUUCUGCCAUGCCUUAGGAAGAGGAUACAGAAGAUCAGAUGUGGCUGGGAUGUUAACACAGAAACAGAUAAAACACAGAUGACUUCCAGGUUGUAGACUGAAUAUGGAUGUUUAUCUUGUUGCCAUGAAAAGAUAUACAUAUAUCUAUGAAAUGUUUACAUGCUGGAUUUUCCCCAUUUGGUUAAAUGUUUCUUUUGUACUUUUCAUUUCUACUUCUGUUGUGGGGUAUGAAACCCACAUUCAAAUUUGGACCAUGGGUGAGAGAGUAAAGUUUAAAUUAAAUUUGCAUUCAGGAAUUGA